Pan troglodytes (chimpanzee) is the source of this 2645-nucleotide messenger RNA. It is a transcript of the gene SLC30A2, whose product is annotated as solute carrier family 30 member 2. Lineage: Eukaryota; Metazoa; Chordata; Mammalia; Primates; Hominidae. Gene Ontology annotation, cellular component: plasma membrane. Gene Ontology annotation, molecular function: zinc ion transmembrane transporter activity. The transcript is spliced from 8 exons. Bases 383 to 1501 code for a protein of 372 amino acids. The record is from RefSeq and is a predicted model, not a curated record. Gene Ontology annotation, biological process: zinc ion transmembrane transport; response to zinc ion.
CCAUGGGCGCAGGCACAGGUGUGCGGGGCCACAGCCCGGCCUUUUGCAGCCGGCGACCGCCCCCCCUUCCCCGCGGGCUUUUGCACACGACGCGCCGACGGCCGCUUCACACGGGUUGGCGAGGGCCGGAUAAAGCCGGCGGCCGCGGGGCGCAGCGGCUGACCCGAGACACGGGAGCGCUUGGCACGCGGAGCCAGAGCCGGAGCUGCAGCCGCAGCGGGAGCCGGGGGUGCUCAGGGGCCGCAGGAGCCGGGCCGGAGUGAGCGCACCUCGCGGGGCCCUCCGGGCAGGUGGGUGAGCGCCACCCGGAGUCCCGCGCGCAACUUUCAGGGCGCACUCGGCGGGGCGGCUGCGCGGCUGCCGGGAUUCGGCGCGGGACUGCAUGGAGGCCAAGGAGAAGCAGCAUCUGUUGGACGCCAGGCCGGCAAUCCGGUCAUACACGGGAUCUCUGUGGCAGGAAGGGGCUGGCUGGAUCCCUCUGCCCCGACCCGGCCUGGACUUGCAGGCCAUUGAGCUGGCUGCCCAGAGCAACCAUCACUGCCAUGCUCAGAAGGGUCCUGACAGUCACUGUGACCCCAAGAAGGGGAAGGCCCAGCGCCAGCUGUAUGUAGCCUCUGCCAUCUGCCUGUUGUUCAUGAUCGGAGAAGUCGUUGGUGGGUACCUGGCACACAGCUUGGCUGUCAUGACUGACGCAGCGCACCUGCUCACUGACUUUGCCAGCAUGCUCAUCAGCCUCUUCUCCCUCUGGAUGUCCUCCCGGCCAGCCACCAAGACCAUGAACUUUGGCUGGCAGAGAGCUGAGAUCUUGGGAGCCCUGGUCUCUGUACUGUCCAUCUGGGUCGUGACUGGGGUACUGGUGUACCUGGCUGUGGAGCGGCUGAUCUCUGGGGACUAUGAAAUUGACGGGGGGACCAUGCUGAUCACGUCGGGCUGCGCUGUGGCUGUGAACAUCACAAUGGGGUUGACCCUUCACCAGUCUGGCCAUGGGCACAGCCACGGCACCACCAACCAGCAGGAGGAGAACCCCAGUGUCCGAGCUGCCUUCAUCCAUGUGAUCGGCGACUUUAUGCAGAGCAUGGGUGUCCUAGUGGCAGCCUAUAUUUUAUACUUCAAGCCAGAAUACAAGUAUGUAGACCCCAUCUGCACCUUCGUCUUCUCCAUCCUGGUCCUGGGGACAACCUUGACCAUCCUGAGAGAUGUGAUCCUGGUGUUGAUGGAAGGGACCCCCAAGGGCGUUGACUUCACAGCUGUUCGUGAUCUGCUGCUGUCGGUGGAGGGGGUAGAAGCCCUGCACAGCCUGCAUAUCUGGGCACUGACGGUGGCCCAGCCUGUUCUGUCUGUCCACAUCGCCAUUGCUCAGAAUACAGACGCCCAGGCUGUGCUGAAGACAGCCAGCAGCCGCCUCCAAGGGAAGUUCCACUUCCACACCGUGACCAUCCAGAUCGAGGACUACUCGGAGGACAUGAAGGACUGUCAGGCAUGCCAGGGCCCCUCAGACUGACUGCUCACCCAGGCACCAACUGGGGCAUGAACAGGACCUGCAGGUGGCUGGACUGAGUGUCCCCCAGGCCCAGCCAGGACUUUGCCUACCCCAGCUGUGUUAUAAACCAGGUCCCCCUCCUGACCUCUGCCCCACUCCAGGAAUGGAGCUCUUCCCAGCCUCCCAUCUGACUACAGCCAGCGCCAGGGUGGGGACUCAGCGGGUAUAAAGCUAGUGUGACCCUGCUCUUCCAGCUCCUGGGCCAGCUCUGGAAGGGCUGUAUUUGGGCCUAAUCCUCAGCAAAUGUUCUACCACUCGCAGGGGCAAAGGCGGUGAGCCACGGGACGUCCAAGGGGAGGCUGGCCCCAGCGCGCCCAUACUGCCUGCCUCAUGCCCCAUUCUCAGCCUGGCUGGCCUUUGCCUUUAUGAAUCUGAGCCCCUCCGUCUGCCUAUAGCAAUAGGCACGGGGGUGAGGACCCUCACACUCUCAUUUGAGCAUCCCUGAGGCAGGGAGCCAGGAGGCACCUGAGGCCUAUCUGUGCCUUAGUCACUUCAGCUGUGAGCCAAAUGUUCCCUUUCCUGGAGGGGAGAGGCUUCUUACUAGGUAAGAGACAGGUUUCCUCUUUCCUUAUUUCCUCAGCUGUGCCAACACAAAAAACAACUUUGGCACAGGUGGUGGGCAAGGGGUAGAGAGAUUUCAGCUUGGGUUCUGUGCUAACAGUCUCCAAGCCCCCUGGCACUUCUGUUGCCCUGAGAGUGUCCCAGGGGAUUCAGAGUCUCCAGAAAGAUAUGGCUGGGCCAGCUCUGUUGCCUACCUGGCCUGACCCAGUCGGAGCCUGGCAUGGUGGAGGGAAAGGGAGACAAGUGGGGCUGCACUUGGUCCAGAGGCCAGCUAGGAGGGAAACCGCGGCUUCCUGGGGCUUGUGUGUGAAGAUUCCUGACUUAGGGGUGGCUUGUGUUUACAAGAUGCAAGAGGGGAAACCUGUCCCCGACUCAUCGAGACAACAUGCCCAGUUAUCAGGGAGUCCUGUGUCACAAGGUCUGUCUCUGCCAUUGCAAGCAAGUGCCUUGGGCGAGUUGGCCUCUGCCCCGCAGUCUCAUCUGUACACCGACAGGGUUGAUGCCUCCCUCACAGGGUUGAGAACAAGAGCCAGUUGGCCAAGUA